This is a messenger RNA of Sorex fumeus (smoky shrew), 5342 nucleotides long. It is a transcript of the gene PHLDB1, whose product is annotated as pleckstrin homology like domain family B member 1. The coding region runs from base 135 to 4739 and encodes 1534 amino acids. The record is from RefSeq and is a predicted model, not a curated record. Gene Ontology annotation, cellular component: basal cortex. Gene Ontology annotation, molecular function: protein binding. The transcript has 27 exons. Gene Ontology annotation, biological process: regulation of microtubule cytoskeleton organization. Lineage: Eukaryota; Metazoa; Chordata; Mammalia; Eulipotyphla; Soricidae.
CCCGCGCGCUCUCCUCCUACUCCGCGGGCUCCCGGGGAAAGCAACAGUGUCCUCAGCCCGAGGCCGCCGCGGCCAGCCAGGCGAAGGGCCCGGUCCUGCUCUUGUGUGCCCAGGACCACUGGCGCCCACGGGCCAUGGACACGUUCAACAGGAACCAGGUGGGCCCUGGAGGCAAGAACCCCGCUGUGGUGCAGAAGGGCCCCCUGGACCUGAUCGAGACAGGGAAAGGGCUGAAGGUACAGACAGACAAGCCCCACCUGGUAAGCCUGGGCAGUGGGCGGCUCAGCACGGCCAUCACCCUCCUGCCCCUGGAGGAAGGUAAGACGGUGAUCGGGUCUGCGGCCAGGGACAUCUCGCUGCAGGGCCCAGGCCUGGCUCCGGAGCACUGCUAUAUCGAGAACCUUCGGGGCACCCUCACCCUCUACCCCUGCGGAAAUGCCUGCACGAUUGAUGGACUCCCUGUCCGGAAGCCCACCCGGCUCACGCAGGGCUGCAUGCUGUGCCUGGGCCAGUCCACCUUCCUCCGCUUUAACCACCCCGCCGAAGCCAAGUGGAUGAAGAGCAUGAUCCCGGCUGGGGGCCGGGCCCCUGGGCCCCCCUACGGCUCUGGCCCUGCCGAGCCGGAAGGCCUGAUGAACGGGAACCACGCCCCGCCGCCCGCACCCCGGGGUGCGGCCACCUGUGUCAGCCACAGCUCCCUGGUGAGCUCCAUCGAGAAGGAUCUCCAGGACAUCAUGGACUCGCUGGUGCUGGGGGAGCCCACGGCGGCCCCCACGAAGCCUGUGGCCACAUCGCCCCUGUCCCCGAUGGCCAACGGGGGGCGCUACCUGCUGUCUCCCCCCACCAGCCCUGGGGCGAUGUCCAUGGGCUCCAGCUACGAGAACACCUCGCCAGCCUUUUCUCCACUCUCCUCGCCAGCCAGCAGCGGGAGCUGUGCCAGUCACUCCCCCAGUGGGCAGGAGCCAGCCCCUUCCGUGCCGCCGCUGGUGCCGGCCCGCUCCUCCAGCUACCAUCUGGCCCUGCAACCCCCGCAGACUCGACCGAGUGGGGCCCGCCCCUCCGAGAGCCCCCGGCUGGGCAGGAAAGGGGGUCUUGACAGACCCCCCAGCCCCGGCCUCCGGGGCCUGCUGACAGACAGUCCGGCAGCCACGGUGUUGGCAGAGGCCCGCAGAGCCACGGAGAGUCCCCGGCUGGGUGGGCAGCUGCCCGUGGUGGCCAUCAGCCUGAGUGAAUACCCUGCAUCCGGUGCUCGGGGCCAGCCCACCAGCACUCCUGGGAGCCCCAAGAUCCAGCCUCCAGUCCCGGCCCCCCGGAGCAAGAUGAUCGCCCUCCAGGACCGGCCUCCCAGCCCUUUCCAUGAGCUGCCCGGUGCCGAGCGGGUGCUGCCAGCUAGCCCAGCGCGCCAGCUGGUGGGCAGAACCUAUUCGGAGGGCUCAGCCGCCCGGGCCCUGCCGCCCCCUGAGAGCCCCCGCCUCAGUCGGCGCGGGGUGGACAGCAUGCGGGAGCUCCCUCCCUUGAGCCCGUCUCUGUCCCGCCGGGCUCUGUCCCCCAUGUCUGCCCGGAGCCCCUCGGAAACCAAACUGAGCAGGGACGUGGCCGAGAGCCCCCGGCCCCGGCGCUGGGCCGCCCACGGGGCCACCCCAGAGGACUUUUCCCUGACAUCGAGUGCCCGGGGCCGCAGGACACGGAGCCCCUCGCCCACCUUGGGGGAGACCCUGGCGCCCCGCAAGGGCAGCCUCAGCGGCAGACUGAGCCCCGCCUACAGCCUGGGCUCCCUCACGGGACCCUCGCCCCGCCAGAGCCCCCGUGUGCAGAGGAAGCUCUCCACGGGGGACCUGCGGGUGCCCGUGGGCCGGGAGCGCAAGAACAGCAUCACGGAGAUCAGCGACAACGAGGACGAGCUGCUGGAGUACCACCGGCGCCAGCGCCAGGAGCGGCUGCGCGAGCAGGAGAUGGAGCGGCUGGAACGCCAGCGCCUGGAGACCAUCCUCAACCUGUGUGCCGAGUACAGCCGGGCUGACGGGGGCCCGGAGGCCGGGGAGCUGCCCAGCAUUGGGGAGGCCACCGCCGCAUUGGCGCUGGCAGGGCGGAGGCCCUCCCGGGGCCUGACCGGGGCCCGAGGGGGCUCUGGACGGAGUGGCGAGGAGCCUGGAGGGGCCACGGCGCGCCUGUGGGAGAGUCUGGAGCGUUCUGAUGAGGAGAACCUGAAGGAGGAGAGCAGUAGCACGGAGAGCACCCAGCAGGAGCAUGAGGACACCCCCAGCACCAAGCUCCAGGGCGAGGUGCUGGCCCUGGAGGAAGAGCGGGCCCAGGCUCUGGCGCGGGUGGAGCAGCUGAAGGUGCGUGUGAAGGAGCUGGAACAGCAGCUGCAGGAGUCGGCCCGAGAGGCCGAGAUGGAGCGGGCCCUGCUGCAGGGCGAGAGGGAGGCCGAGCGGACGCUGCUGCAGAAGGAGCAGAAGGCGGUGGAGCAGCUGCAGGAGAAGCUGGGGACCCUGGAGACGGGCAUCCAGAAGGAGAGGGAAAAGGAGAGGGCGGAGCUGGCCGCAGGACGGAGGCACCUGGAGGCGCACCAGGCGCUGUACGCCGAGCUCAGGACGCAGCUCGAUAACUGCCCCGAGUCAGUGCGGGAACAGUUACAGGAGCAGCUGAGAAGGGAGGCCGAGGUCCUGGAGACUGAGACGAAGCUCUUCGAGGACCUGGAGUUCCAGCAGCUGGAGCGGGAGAGCCGCGCUGAGGAGGAGCGGGAGCUGGCAGGCCAGGGGCUGCUGCGGAGCAAGGCCGAGCUGCUGCUCUGCGUCGCCAAGAGGAAGGAGCGCCUGGCCAUCCUGGACAGCCAGGCAGGGCAGAUCCGGGCACAGGCCGUGCAGGAGUCGGAGCGCCUGGCCCGGGAGAAGAACGCGUCCCUGCAGCUUCUGCAGAAGGAGAAGGAGAAGCUGGCCGUGCUGGAAAGAAGGUACCAUGUGCUGACAGGGGGCCGGCCCUUCCCGAAGAGCACGUCCACCCUCAAGGAGGAUGAACCACUCCUCUCGGUGUCCCCAGCGACGGGGCUGGGGGCUGCGGCUCUGGGGCUGGUCCCAGCCCCUUCUCAGGCCGGGACCGCCUCUGUCCCCUUAACCCCAGCCACUUCCACCCUGCUCUGCCCCAAAGCACAAGAGUACGUGACGCUUGAGCAUCUAAAGGCCGUGUGGGGCCCCCCGUCUGCACCCACAGGCCCUGCCCCGGGCCUGCCGCUCCGGGCGUCCGCCUCCUGGGACCUGGGGCCCACCCGCCUUCCUCCCCGGCUGCCCUCCUCCUCUUCCUUCGCUUCUGUCGCGCCUGCGCCCAAGAUGGAGAAGCUCUUGCUCCCUGCUGUAGACUUAGAACAGUGGUACCAGGAGCUGAUGGCCGGGCUGGGCACGGGUCCCGUCGCGGCCUCCCCACGCUCUUCCCCCCCGCCUCUGCCCGCCAAAGCUUGCCGGCAGCUGCAGGUUUACCGCUCCAAGAUUGACGGGGAGGCCGGCAGCCCACUGCCCCGGACCCGCAGCGGCCCACUCCCCUCUUCCUCUGGCUCCUCUUCCUCCUCCUCACAGCUCAGCGUGGCUACCCUGGGCCGCAGCCCAUCCCCAAAGAACACCCUCGUGGCCCAGAACUGCACGGGCAGCUUACCCCGGAACCUGGCCGCCACACUGCAGGACAUCGAGAACAAGCGGCAGCUGGCCCUGCAGCAGAAGGCCGAGUCGCUCCUUGCCGAGCCCCUCCCAACCGACAACCCAGCAGGGCAGCAGGUGAUCGAGGAGCAGCGGCGGCGCCUGGCAGAGCUGAAGCAGAAGGCUGUGGCCGACGCGCAGUGCCAGUGGGAGGCGCUGCACGGGACGGCCCCGUACCCGCCGCACUCCAUCCUGCACCACCUCCCGGCCGGCCGGGAGCACGGCGAGGAGGGCCCGCACGCCUACGACACGCUGAGCCUGGAGAGCUCAGACAGCAUGGACACCAGCAUCUCCACGGGCGCCGCCUCGGCCUGCUCGCCCGACAACAUGUCCAGUGCCAGCGGCCUGGACGUGGGCAAGAUCGAAGAGAUGGAGAAGCUGCUCAAGGAAGCUCACGCGGAGAAGAGCCGGCUCGUGGAGUCCAGGGAGCGGGAGAUGGAGCUGCGCAGGCAGGCCCUGGAGGAAGAGCGGCGGCGGCGGGAGCAGGUGGAACGGAGGCUGCAGAGCGAGAGCGCACGGAGGCAGCAGCUGGUGGAGAAGGAGGUGAAGCUGCGAGAGAAGCAGUUCUCACAGGCACGGCCCCUGACCCGGUACCUUCCCAUCCGGAAGGAGGACUUUGACCUGAAGACACACAUCGAGUCCUCAGGCCACGGGGUGGACACGUGCCUCCACGUGGUGCUCAGCAGCAAGGUCUGCCGCGGCUACUUGGUCAAGAUGGGUGGCAAGAUUAAAUCCUGGAAGAAACGCUGGUUUGUCUUCGACCGGCUCAAGCGCACCCUUUCCUACUACGUGGACAAGCACGAGACCAAGCUGAAGGGGGUCAUCUACUUCCAGGCCAUCGAGGAGGUGUACUACGACCACCUGCGCAGCGCAGCCAAGAAGAAGUUUCUCAGCCUCACCCUGGUGACCGAGAGUCCCAACCCGGCGCUCACCUUCUGCGUGAAGACACACGACCGGCUCUACUACAUGGUGGCGCCAUCGGCCGAGGCCAUGCGCAUCUGGAUGGACGUCAUCGUCACGGGCGCCGAGGGCUACACUCAGUUCAUGAACUGACCUGCCUGCACCUCCAUCUCCCCGACCCUGGCUGGGCGCCGGCCCCAGCCCCCGCCCCCACGCGGCUCUCUCCAGCUUGGGAAGAGGCAGUGCCGUGCCGACGGGGAGACGCUCAAGUAUGAACCCGGACUUCGGUCCCUAAAGGACCAGCCACCAACCACGAUGGUGGGGAGGCCAGAAGCGGCGCCGCCCGCGCCCUGUCCUGGCUUCUCAUUGUCCGGGCACUCGACGGUACCAGAAUCUGCCAAAGAUUCCCCCCUUGCCACCCUCCCCUCCGCCCGAGCCUUGGGGGGCUGAGCCGAGCAACAUCCAGAGUGGGAGGGGGGGUGUCAGCUCCGCGGGGGUCCUCUCCUGCCUCACUCUCCCCUCCCACCCCCGGUUUCUCUUCGUUACUCGCUCCAGGGCUCACCACGGUCACCACACCAGGGUCCUUGCCACGAUCUCUCCAGCCGAGGCCUGCGAGGUACCCUGCGGGAGGGAGGCCCCGAACCUCCUCCCUGUGGCCCACAGCCCGCAGCCCUCUCCCUUCCACUUGUGCCUUGCAUAGAGCCAGAAGGGACGAAGCAACGGACGGAGAGAUGCCGGAGCUCGGGGUGCGGGAGA